AUGCCUUAUAUACCUUACGUUGUUCCUAAGUAUAAAUACUCUCUUAUAUUUAUUCUAGUACUUGCUAUAUUUAUUGCUGUCAAUUUUGCCUCUCCAACUUAUGAAUUAAAUAGUCAAAUUGAAGAACUAAAAAACGAUCAACCGAAAAAUGAUCAACCAAAAGAGGAACCAAAAAAUGAUCAACCAAAGGAGGAACCAAAAAAUGAUCAGCCAAAAGAAGAACCGAAAAAAGAUGCGCCAAAUAACGGUGAUGGACAACCACCAAACAAUGGAAAUGGACAACCACCAAAUAACGGAGAUGGACAACCACCAAACAAUGGAAAUGGACAACCUCUAAACAACGGAGAUGGACAACUGCCAAACAAUGAAAAUGGACAACCUCCAAACAAUGGUGACGGACAACCGCCAAACAAUGGAAAUGGACAACCUCUAAAUAACGGUGAUGAUCAACCGCCAAACAAUGGAAAUGGACAACCUCCAAAUAACGGUGAUGGACAACCGCCAAACAAUGGAAACGGACAACCUCCAAACAACAGAGAUGGACAACCGCCAAACAAUGGAAAUGGACAACCUCCAAAUAACAGUGAUGGACAACUGCCAAACAAUGGAAAUGGACAACCUCCAAACAACGGAGAUGGUCAACCGCCAAACAAUGGAAAUGGACAACUUCCAAACAACGGAGAUGGUCAACCGCCAAACAAUGGAAAUGGACAACCUCCAAAUAACGGUGAUAGUCAACCGCCAAACAAUGGAAAUGGACAACCUCCAAAUAACGGUGAUGGUCAACUGCCAAACAACGGUGAUGGUCAACCAAAAGAUGGAAAAGAACCCGACGAAUAUAAAAAGACAAUUGAUACUAAAACAAUUGAACCAACUGCAACUGGUGGUUCUCCUAAUGAUCCUGGAUGCAAACCUCUACCAGGAGUCUGGACAACGAUCACAACAACGGUUACAUUAUUUUUUGCCGGCUAUACAACAACAAUCACAACAAAAAAUGAUAAAGGAGAAAUUACAACUUUCGCAACAUACAUCCCUCCAUCUACCGUAGUUGUGGUGAAAAAAGUCGCUGUCACUGCACCUGCGGUUGAGGAUCCAAAUAAUAUCGUUUCGGAUUCAACCAUGUUACAAAAUUUUAAUAGCCAUGGCUUAUGGGGUGUUAUGUUAAGUUUAGCUGUUGUUGCCACAUCUUUAAUUUUUAUGAUCGUCGCAUCCACUCAAUGUGAGCUCCUAAUUUAG
Messenger RNA from Funneliformis caledonium, 1236 nucleotides. The record is from the annotation of a GenBank genome assembly. NCBI's taxonomy places the organism in Eukaryota, Fungi, Glomeromycota, Glomeromycetes, Glomerales, Glomeraceae.